AUGACCGAAAUCAACGAGCUGGCCGCUGAAAAUUACGACCAGUUCCCGAACACCAGCCAGCCGGACUGCUUCGUGCCUCUCCAGGAUGGUACCGUGUGCCUGUACAACCAGGCUACGGCAGACAUCCUCUUCGACCAGAUCUCCUCGUACGGUCCGCGGGGCUACUCCGACAUGCUGUGCGCGCUCACGCUCAUGAUUUUGACGUUCUACUUCGUGACCUCGUCGGAUUCUGGAUCGUUCGUGGUGGACAUCCUUCCCUCCAACGGCCACCCAGACCCCCCGGUGUUUCAGCGCGUCUUCUGGUCCUUCACAGAAGGGGCCACCGCCAUUGCCUUGCUGUACUCUGGCAACAACGCCAAAGAUCCAGACGCUGCACUUAAGGCCCUCCAGGCGGCGUCCAUCAUCACGGGCCUGCCCUACACAUUUGUCAUGUUUUGGUGCUCGCAGUCGCUCGUGAUCUUGUGCCAGGAGGAGAACGGUGGGCUCGACCCUGACCGGAAAGCCUUCUCAACGUUCAUCUUCAACGCGAAGAAUAUCGUACUUCAUUUGAAGAACACGGCCGUGCCUGGCUUAACCAUGGGCAGGGCUGUGGUGCACGUCGGCAAAUGGCCUUUCUCUGGCCUCGGUCCGGGCGUCACGUUUGGCUUGUGGACGGGCGCCUUCUCUUUGCUGUACUACAUGGCAAUCAUUGUCACCAUCUGUACUGCGGCCCUUUACCAAUGGGCGCUCAUCGGCUGCAUGUUCUACAUCGGCUUCGGUACCUUCGUUGGCCUGCUCCGCAACCACAUGCGCGUGAAGCACUUCAUCGAGCAUGGCGACAUCGCCACGGACCUUCUCUGCGGCAUAUUCGCGCCCAUGUUCACCCUCUCCCAGAUCGAGGCGCAGUUCACGGUGCCGAUCGAGAACAAGAAGAAGAACGACGACCUGGAGGUGAAGGAGGGCAACGAGAAUAUCUGA
Messenger RNA from Prorocentrum cordatum, 957 nucleotides. The record is from the annotation of a GenBank genome assembly. Lineage: Eukaryota; Dinophyceae; Prorocentrales; Prorocentraceae.